Molecule: messenger RNA, 1076 nt
Organism: Asparagus officinalis (garden asparagus)
Lineage: Eukaryota; Viridiplantae; Streptophyta; Magnoliopsida; Asparagales; Asparagaceae
Product: (S)-coclaurine N-methyltransferase-like
Exons: 8
Coding region: 67-936 (289 amino acids)
Source: RefSeq, a predicted model, not a curated record
GGCUACCUCCCCUCAGCUGACCUCCAGCUCCAAACCCUCAUCCGAUUCAAGCAAUCUCUUGAAGAUAUGCCUAUAGCUAUUGAAACUGAUAAAGCAAAAACCCAACAUUAUGAGCUGCCUACGUCAUUUUUUAAACUGGUACUGGGAAAGCAGCUCAAAUACAGCUGCUGUUACUUCCCAGACAAGUCAACCACAUUAGAUGAUGCUGAGAAUGCAAUGUUGGAGCUGUAUUGUGAGAGAGCACAAGUAAAAGAUGGACAAUCAAUCCUUGAUGUGGGGUGUGGCUGGGGUUCCCUUAGUGUAUACAUGGCACAAAAAUACAAAAAUUGCAGCAUUACAGGGAUAUGCAAUUCAACAACACAAAAAGCUUUUAUAGAGGAGCAAUGCAGGGAUCUUCAACUAUCAAAUGUAAAAAUCAUUGUAGCAGAUAUCAGUAAGUUCGAAAUGGAGGCUUCAUUUGACCGAAUUAUAUCUAUAGAGAUGUUUGAGCACAUGAAGAACUAUAAGGUACUUCUCAAGAAGAUAUCCAUGUGGAUGAAGCAGGAUAGUCUCCUAUUCGUUCAUUACUUCUGCCACAAAGUAUUUGCCUACCAUUUUGAGGAUAUAAACGAUGAUGACUGGAUUACUAGAUACUUCUUCAGUGGAGGAACAAUGCCUUCUGCAAACCUACUGCUCUAUUUCCAGAAUGAUGUUUCUGUGGUCAACCACUGGCUUGUUAAUGGGAUGCAUUACUCCAGGACAAGUGAAGAGUGGCUCAAAAGAAUGGAUCAAAAUGCAGCUUCAAUUCGACCAAUCAUGGAAUCAACUUAUGGAAAGGAUUCAGCAACCAAAUGGACUGCUUACUGGAGAACAUUCUUCAUUUCGGUUGCAGAGCUCUUCGGAUAUAGCAAUGGUGAAGAAUGGAUGGUUGCACAUUUUCUUUUCAAAAAGAAUUAGUCAAUGAACAAAUUAUCAAAGGAAAAUUGAUAAAGACCAAUCCUGCAAUAUUAGUGUUUUUGUAAUCUGAGAUUAGAACUGGGGCCUGCCUGAUUCUGUAAUUUGUUGUCGGGAGUAAUGAAAUGGUAUUCAAUGCUAGA